Molecule: messenger RNA, 2184 nt
Organism: Durusdinium trenchii
Lineage: Eukaryota; Dinophyceae; Suessiales; Symbiodiniaceae
Source: the annotation of a GenBank genome assembly
AUGAUCACCCAUCAGAGAUUCCCUCCUUCGCACGAAGCUCCCUUUUUCCGGAAACAGGCGGUGUCCGCUGCCCGCCGCGAGCUGAAGGAGAAGCAGCGCAGGGCAUCGGAGGGCGAGCGGCGCCUUGCGACGCUGGGUGCAGAGCUGAAGGAGGUGCGAGAGGCGCGGUUGCAGCUCCUUUGCCAAAGUGUGUUAGAGGAGAUCGACCUUCCCUUCUUGGGCUCCAAGAAGGACAGCAAAGCUGCCUUGCGCAGAGUGGCCCAAGUGGCGGGGGAGCCCACGACCAACGAGCUCAGUCUAGACGUGCAGUUGGACUUUCAGCAGUUGCCAGAGGAGCGUCGUGCAGCUGCCACAGGAGGCCCCGCGAGCCAGUUGUUGGAGGAUGAGUAUCGAAGUGAACUUCGACGCUUGGGAGGUGAGCUUGAGCAGCUGCAGCCCAACCUCAAGGCAUUUGACCAGCUGGAACAGGCUGAUCAAGAGGCCAUGGUUGCAGAGCGUGAGGCGCAACGUGCCCGAAAGAAAAUGGAGGCCGUGGAGCGGAGCUUUGAGGAGGUGCGAUGCCAAAGACGGGAGACGUUUAUGGAGUGCUUUCACAAGGUCCAGGAGGAGAUUCAGGAGGUCUACCGCAGUGCUGUGCUUUUCGAGUUCGGAGUAUCCGUGGCUCCGGAAUCACAUCAAAUGGGCGACGACUUGGAGGAGCUGAAGGCCGAGAAUGAGAAGCUUAAAGAAAAGCUCCGUGCGAAAGUAUGGAGCAUGGCCCUUGCUACGGUCUCUGAGAUGGAGAAGAUCGCAGGUGGUGCGAGCCAUACAGAGAACGUGACCUUGCCCAACAGAAUCGCAGCGUUGGAGCGCUCGGUCUUUGGACAAUCUGCAAGCUCAGAUGAUUUAGAACGUAUCGCGGCGCUGGAAACGGAGUACAAGCAGCUCCAAGAUGACUACGUGGUGUUGUCAGAGGAGCAUCAGAAGCUGCAAGACAGGCCGCCCGUGAUCAUCAAGCAGGAAGACAACAAGUCUGCCUUGUUGGAGGAGCAGUUGCGUCGAAUGCAGGAGCAGUACCAGGCGAUCCAGCAGAAGCUGAACAAGAUGCGCGUGGAGCAUCUUGAUCUCCAAACCACGCAUCGAGAACUCUUGGAACAGCAUGAGACCCUGAGGGGUGAGGCCGAGAAAGUGGAGAAGGAGCUCAGCACACAGCUCAGAGUCCUUCGAGAGAAGCAUGCGAGAGUGGGGCAGGAGCUCCAACAGCUUCGCUCCAGUUCGCAUGAGAUGUCUCGACAACUCCAAGAGUGCAAGCAGGAGAAGCUGAAACUCUUUAACGAGUUGCAACAGCAGCAGGAGAAAUCCGAGAACAUGGAACAGUUGAGAAUCGACUAUGAAUCUCUGCUGGGUAGCUUUGAGCGUUUGCAGGAGGAUCACGAGCAGCUCGUGGAAAAGAGCAACCGAUUUCGCAAUACGAUGGCGGAUUCGUGGGCAGAACGUCCAAAGAGUGGUGCCGGGCUCUUGCCACCCAUCACGCCGCUGACGGCCAACUCCCGCUGUGCCACGCCUCGAUCGCCCGAGCGUAGCUUCAGCUUGGCGGAGAUGAAGCUCAGCUGCGAGGAAUUCUCCAAAGAGGUGACCUUCCCUUCGUCCUUGCUGGAGCCCAACGGCCCCCUGUCCGUGUCGCAGCUGAAGACUCGGCUGAUGGAAAUCAGAGGUACUGUCUUAUACUGCCAACAAGAGGCAGACUCCAAUUUCUGAAGCAUCUACGGUCUUUUUUUUGCCACAAUGGCAAUCGGCCCUUAGUUCCUUUCGCCGGGUAACAACUCGCUCCUCAUUUUCCCUCUAUCCAGCCCUAUGAGUGGAUAGAGCGUAGAAACCGCCCCCUGCUCGCAGAACUCAGUGCUGAGUAGACCGUUUUUUUGGUAUUUCUGGGUACCAGAACAUGCUCUGAGUAGACCGUUGUUGCAGAUUCAGGAGUUUUGGACCUUCGGACCCCUGUGGACCCAGAAGAAGUCCGGACCUUUCUCGCUCAAGACACUGGACCUUUUGGCCAAGCCAGCUGUUCGGCGAUCUUUGGGAGCCAUGACCACUUUCCCGAAGCAACAUGAGAUUCAUGUCUGGAUACAGAUGAACCGACGUGAUUGCCUGGAAGACACGGCCGUGCACUAGCUGGGAUCGGCUUGAUCCUCGGUUCUUAAAACAGUG